Molecule: messenger RNA, 1164 nt
Organism: Camelina sativa (false flax)
Lineage: Eukaryota; Viridiplantae; Streptophyta; Magnoliopsida; Brassicales; Brassicaceae
Product: putative F-box protein At3g22650
Molecular function (GO): protein binding
Source: RefSeq, a predicted model, not a curated record
AUGGAGGAGGAGGGUCUGAUUCAUCUACCUUUUGAUUUGGUACUGUAUGAGAUUUUUUCAAGGGUUCCAAUAGAAUCUCAGACGCGUUUGAGAACAACUUGCAGAGCGUUUUACAACCAAACGUUUGAUACGGAUUACAUCUACAAACACCUCGAUUUGUGUCGACAGCGUUUUCUCCGACUUGAUCACAUGGUGCACGUCAUCGAUCCCGUGUCCAACGCCGUCAAUUCUACUGCCAUGCUUCGCUGCCUCAAUCAUGGAAACACCAUCUCUAGCGUAAUACAUUGUGAUGGUUUGUUGUUGUGUCGAAACCAACGAACUAGCAUGCUUACUUUGUGGAACCCUUAUCAAAAGCAAGUUCGCCAGAUACAACCACCAAUGGGAUUUUUCUCUGCAUUCGACCGUUACGGUUUGGGGUACCGUACGGAUGCACGUAGCAACUAUAAGGUGUUGCGUAUCUUUGACGCGGAAUUAAACGCACAAGACGGGAAAGACGAAGAUCAAGUCGAGAUUUUUGAUACUGAAACUCGUUUGUGGAGAAGAGUACUAGAUGCCACGCCGCUGGAUUGCAAGAUUGAGGGAUUAAGCCCAGGCUUAUCCGUUAAAGGCAACAUGUAUUGGAUUGCAACGCCUAAAGCUUCACUCAGAUCUGGGAUCGUCGGAAGCUUCAUCCAGUGCUUUGAUUUCUCAAAGGAGACUUUCAUCCCCAUAUGUGCACUUCCAGUUGGACUUGACUAUGAUCCUAACCAUACAAACUCCUUGUCCGUCUAUAAAGGUUGCAGUUUGUCUCUCUUGCAUCAACGCCUGACUACAACGGAUAUGGAAGUCUGGGUUACAAACCCGUUGGCCGAUGAAGUUGUCGCUUGGACCCACCAAUUUAGCGUGGACAACCCAAAUCUUCCACCAUUACGUGCUCAGUACGAAAUCUCGUACCCAGUUCACUUCAUCAACGGAAGAGACCUCCUUGUGGUGUUAUGCAGGGAAGACGAUGGAGACAACACAGAUGAAGAUAACGACGCUGACGAGGGAACUACACAUAUACGGAUGUAUACAAUCGGGAAGGAUGGGAUACAACAUCGAACGGACAUGGGACAAGGAGUUUUCUUCGAGCAUGUAAUGUGUGGUUACAUUUACACUCCCAGUAGGGUUACGGUUCAUAAUUGA